CUUGUGGCGCUCUCCUCAGUUGCAGGAAGCUAAAAAAAAAAACGCAACCUGCUAUAAUCACACAGGUAUUGAACCCAAGUGUGUCAAUUUUGAAACAGCGGUUGCGUUUUGGAUAUAACUCCCUUUGUGUAGCGGGAAUAAAAAGUUCCAACCGACGAUUGAUAAUAGAUGCAACAUUCCAUUACUCCCGAUGGCGACGGAAACAUGCAUCACUACCAUUUGCUGGGCUAUGAGGUGAAGCUUCUUGGCGAACUCCAGAAACAACAAAAUAACUUCCAGUUCUGUGAUACAAUUUUGCAAACUGAUGGUAUCUCUGUACCCACCCAUAGCUUUGUUCUAGCAGCUCUGAGCCCUUACUUGUCUCAGAGGCUGUCGGACACACCAUCUCCACCAUCCGGACAAAAACUCCAGCUCCAGCUUGAGCCUUUGAAGGCCCACACCUUAUUGAAGCUGGUUGGUCUAUUCUACUCCGGGGAGUUGGUGGUACAGGGAAGUUUGGAGCAGAGUGAUUUGAUGGAUGCAAUCCAGACGUUUGGGAUCACACCCCUUGUAGAAAGACCACGAAAUGCGGUUAGAACGGACGAGCAACCCCAGAGGAAUCAUGUUGGGAGUUUUAGUGAAUGUUCCAGGAUAAUAAAAGAUACACUACACAUUGAAACGGCAGGAAGGAAAGUUACAGAUCGUUCCAUAGAACGGAGAAGCUACGUAUCCAUGGGUACACAAACUCCUUCAGAACAUCAGGGUAAACUUCUAACUACAAAGCACAUCAGAUGGCCAACCCAAAACAUCCCAUUAGAAGUGUGUGUGACUAGAUCACACCAACCUUCUGCUUCAAUCACAAAUGCAAUGUCAAAUGGCGAAGAGUGUAGCCACUGGACCGGCACUUACAACACUGACCCUUCCUUCUAUCAGAGAUCUCAGCAUCAAUGUUCUGAUUCUGUUAGCAGUUGUCAUCUACUAACCCAAACAAAGGACAAUAGUAAGACAAGUAGAGCGCAAGUAAAGAAGCCAGAAGACAAAAAUGCCAAUUCAGCACAGAACAGGCCUGCAAUUGCCAAUCUAGCGGAGAAGAACCUUGCCAAGACUAAACUGAUGGAGUCAACGGAGUUUUCUGUGAAGGUGAAGCUGAGAAGGAGGAAAAAAGAGAAAGUAUGGGAGGUUGUAUCCACAGAAGAUGAGGUUGAGACCAUGUCUGUGUUCGCCUCCAUGUCUCAGGAAUCCCACCCAACUGCAACACAGACAUCACAUAACCACAUUGCAGACGUUGAGCCAAGCAAUUCCACUCAACCUCAAACACAUCGCAAUAGCAUAUCAGAACCAUCAGAUCAGUUCAUUGAUCACACUGUCCAACACCAAAAUGGAAUGCUCCAAUUGGCUCCUGCUCCAGAGCCUCAGUGCCUUGCAGAAGAAUCUGAUGAGCAGAUAGAGAAGAUGUUGGAGGACUUCAUGAUUGGUCUGAACAUCCUGCCUGCAUUGGAAGCUGAGGAGGACAACAGGGAUCAGACUCAGAACCGACUCAACGUUAAAGUUCAGUCUGGCAGUGUGAUAAUCCCUCAGCAACCGCUUCUUCAGGAUCUCUCAUCUGCCAGCUCAAUGGGGCAAAUGAAUCAAGUGACCCAACAUGACCGAACCGAUCCACCAUUCCAGGAGAGGGAGGCCCUGUCUUCGUUUUUUCCAACGUGUUUGAACGAUAUGCAACUUCCUCGAUGUCUCUCACCAAUAGAGCCAUUCACUUCAGUUGGAAUUCACGAUGCAACCACGAACGAUCAUCAGUUGUCUCUGUGUGCAAGACCCUUGCUCACAGAACAGUCGUCACUAGUUUCUCCACUUGCAGAUGGAGAAGACAAAGGCUCACUUUUAUCGAAGAGACAUCCAAGCAAACUGCCAAAGCAAUGUCUCAAACAGGUGGAGUGUGAACCACAGCAAAGCCGAAACUGUCUCCUACCUUGUAUUAAAAACAAGGUGGACGUGUGUCCAACUGCUGCUCAAAGGGAUGCUUACCCCCUGAGGAGAAAGAGAACUUUAGUAAGUAAAAAAGGUCUUACUAUAGAUGGGAAUAUUGCGUCUAAAAGAAGGAAAGUGUGUAUUGAUUACCCACAAGAUUAUACUAGUUCAGUCUGUGAUGAGCUGAGAAAUAUCAAAACCACAAGCAUUUGCCUAGUUCGACUGUCACAAAACAAUGUCCUCGCAAAAGAAAGAAAAAUGGCCACACGUUCCCUGAAAUCUCCACCUAUUUGUUUGAGAAAACAUGAUCAACAGUCAACCACAAACAAGCAUCUGAAAAAGACAACCAGAAGUGCUGGACGUCCAAAAUCGGUGAAUACACACCAAAGCCACAUGAAGACCGUGGGGGUUUUGAAAACAGUGCAAGUGGGACCAAGUGAUACAUGCUCACAAAGUGUCACAGAGACAAACUCUGAGGUCCACAGACCUACGGUUGCAGCAAACAAGAAGAAGAAACGUGGGAGACCACCAAAGGCUGCCCCUCCAGUCAUUUCAAAGAGUAAAAUCCAGGAGAAAAUGGAAGAGGAAUUCAAGAUAAAUGUUGAAAAGAGUGAUAAACUGAAAGGAAAGGCCCCCAGAAUAUAUUACACAAGAGGUAAGAAGCAGGUGGUUCCACUGAAAAGUAUUACAAAUGCUGCAAAAUCUGAUGAUGAUGCUGCACCCAAAAGAAUGGUUGCUUUGGCAGAAUUUCAGACCUUUGUCAAGACCCAACACUUAAACAAAAAGGAAUCAGGUGAAACCGAAGAAACUCAUCGAAAUAUCCUCAAUGGAGAUAAUCAUGAAGGCGAUCCCUUUAUCCAGGUUCAGGGAGAAUCGCUUGGAAAUGGCAACGUUUCAACUGAUCAAAAUCCCAAUGAAGUUCUCAAGAAAUCAAUGGAUCAGAACGAAAAAUUACAACUUGGCUCAUGGAGGUCUUCUGGAAAGGGGACCACUUCAAGUGAUGUGAAUUUGUCUGAGAUGCACCAAACACAGAAGAUAAAAGAAUUGGAGUCUGUUGUGACGUCGGCAAGAAAUGACAGAGGUUGCUCUCCUAGUGAUAAACAACCACGUGCUCAAAAUCAAAUGUCUUUGGAGCCGAACAUGAACACCCAGAUCGGUACAUGCUGGUCUCCUUUAACAGGAACACUAAAUAGCCCAGAAAUCAGUCAAGAAGAACUAAUUGAGGUAGAUGCUCUGCUCUCCUCCCCAGAAAAAAUGCCCGUCAUUACCCAGUGUGAGUAUGCACUCGUCCACACUGAAACUACACAAAUUGGAGUGAACGGAGAAAUUGAUGUGACAGGAGAUGAGAUGGACUGACGUUUGUGUGUCCAUAGUUUCGUUGUGCGAUAAGUGGUCAUUCCUAAUUUUCUCUGAUGUUGGGCGUUUACGUCUAUUUCACGCCUUUGCCAUGUUUGUAGUUCAGUGACCAGCUUUGUAUAACACACGGUCAUGUCUUUCCUGUUCUUUUUCAAUUAUCUGUGGUUUUGUUUGUGUAAAUAUUUUUGUCAUUUACUUAUCUGAUAAAGCAGGUAAAAUGAUGCUUAUUCUGUUGUGUAUUUAAUUUGUUACAUUUUUCUGUUGGAGUAAAAAUAAAUGCAUUUUGCAUAGCAAGAUGUAUUUAAAAAAAAGUCAUCUGAAGCCUGUCCUUUCCAAACGUUGUAAAUGUAUUUUGUUAAUGAUA
Syngnathoides biaculeatus (alligator pipefish) is the source of this 3664-nucleotide messenger RNA. RefSeq lists its product as uncharacterized. The transcript is spliced from 7 exons. Lineage: Eukaryota; Metazoa; Chordata; Actinopteri; Syngnathiformes; Syngnathidae. The coding region runs from base 169 to 3300 and encodes 1043 amino acids. The record is from RefSeq and is a predicted model, not a curated record. Gene Ontology annotation, biological process: positive regulation of transcription elongation by RNA polymerase II. Gene Ontology annotation, molecular function: protein binding.